Messenger RNA from Rhododendron vialii, 2892 nucleotides. RefSeq names its product xyloglucan 6-xylosyltransferase 2-like. Gene Ontology annotation, molecular function: UDP-xylosyltransferase activity; hexosyltransferase activity; xyloglucan 6-xylosyltransferase activity. The record is from RefSeq and is a predicted model, not a curated record. Bases 1247 to 2602 code for a protein of 451 amino acids. Gene Ontology annotation, cellular component: membrane; trans-Golgi network; endosome. Lineage: Eukaryota; Viridiplantae; Streptophyta; Magnoliopsida; Ericales; Ericaceae. The transcript has a single exon. Gene Ontology annotation, biological process: xyloglucan biosynthetic process.
CACAAAAAUGAUCAUAGCCGUUCAUUAUAUUUAAAAGAUUUUUUCGAGUGCUUUCACGAAAAAACUAGUUCAAUCAGAAACCUGUAGGUGCUCGAUCCAUUCGUCUAAAUUUUCAAUCAGAUUUGAGGAUCUUAAGAUCUGAAUGCCAAGUUACAUGAUUGGAUCGAAGACUUAUAGUUAUUGAAUUGAGCUGAUUUUUUGCGGAAGUUCUCGAAAAAAUACUUUAAAUUUAAAGAAUGACUUGGACCAUUGUGUAAGACCUAGAGUGGACCUCACAUAAUGAUCUAUUUGUGUCGACAGAUUUUUUGUUCAUGAACUGGUGACACUCUUGAGGCCCGUGCAUUGCUUUACAAUUAUUAUGAUGAUUUAGAGGUUGCUAAAGUUAAAGUUAGUAAUGUCAAGUUUCACGUUGUUUAUUUUUUGUCCAUAUUCAAAACCAAUGGACCCACUGCCAGCUGGUUCUUUCCUCCAAAAACUUUCCUUCAUUUUCACGCCUAUUUCAUCCCUCCGAAAAUAGUUUUUGAAAAGAAAAAUCCUCAAAAAGAUUGUUUUUAAAAAAAAAAAAAUAUCGUUUUUGCAAACAUUGUUGAAAAAGAAAGGGAGAGAGAAAGAGAGAAAAUGGAAGAAAGAGCUUUUUUGUAAUGACAGCUGUACUUGAUUGAAAAAAUAUGAAAACCACUAAAUUUAGUUAUUAAUAAAAGGUUAUAGGUUUUAAUUAUCUAAAUGUCUAAAUUUAAUUAUUUGUUAAGAGGUUGGUUGAUUAUUACAAAUAUAAGCACUUUUUCAGCAAGUGAUUAAAGUGGGUGGAGGGGAUUGAUAGUGCAAUCCUACCAUCUAUCCCCCAUCAUACAGGGCCAACCUGGAAUCGUAAACUUUACCCUUGCUUUCAAAUCCCAAAUUUAUAACCAAUUCUUAAAUCCAUGGCUUCCAUACCCAUCUUCCUCAUCCCAAUCUCCCACUUCCAUUUUCCAUUCCCGCAACUUCCCAUCCCAACAUCUCCCGUUCAGCCCGAGUUACGGCCGCUAAACGAACCAAGUUACUAGAGUUCGUGCUCAUGUUGCCACAAGGGUUCGUGCUCACGUUCGUUUGUUAAAAACUUCUUCGAGAUUGGUUUGUUAGGUAAAUAAACCAAGCUCAAACUUUUUUUUCUAAAAUUUCAUUAAAUUUUCAAACCAAGUUUUAUCAACCCCUUGCUCGGCUCCUUUGGCUCACCCUAGCUCGGGUUUACCAAUACACUGCCCCGAAAAUGCUAGACUGGUGCUUCGGACCUCGGCAGCUAUGGAAAAUCAAGAUUUUCGUCCGUAACCGAAAGAUAAUGCUUCUGAUCGGUUUGACAUUAAUGGUCAUCGUCAUCCACGAACACCUCGGAGCCGGAAAAGAUAAUGCUUCUGAUCGGUUUGACCUUAACGAGCAGUUCUACUCCACCCGCCGCAUCCUCGAGGAGGCCGAAUCCACUGCAACUGCAGCCGCUGCCACCACUGGAACUGCGGAGAACAGCUACGCCAGCGUGGACAUGACAAAGAUUUGGGUGGGCGAAGAUGAGCAUGAAGAAAAACCUGAUCCAAACAAGCCUUAUAGUUUGGGACCCAAGAUAUCUAAUUGGGACGAGCAAAGAGCUGCAUGGCUGGGAGAAAAUCGCAAAUUCCCUAAUUUUGUCGGACCCAAUAAGCCUCGGGUUUUGUUAGUUACCGGGUCAUCGCCGGAACCAUGUAAAAACCAAGUUGGCGAUCAUUACCUAUUGAAAUCGACCAAGAACAAGAUUGAUUACUGUAGGGUUCAUGGGAUUGAAGUGUUUUACAACUUUGCUUUGUUUGAUGCGGAAAUGACUGGGUUUUGGGCUAAGCUUCCGUUGAUUCGGAAGCUCUUGCUGUCUCACCCGGAAGUCGAGUUCUUUUGGUGGAUGGAUAGUGAUGCUAUGUUUACCGAUAUGGCGUUCGAGGUGCCGUGGGAGAGGUACGAGGAUCACAAUUUCGUUUUGCACGGGUGGAAUCAUGAGGUUUACGAAAAUAAGAAUUGGGUCGGGUUGAACACGGGUAGUUUCUUGUUGAGAAAUUGCCAAUGGUCUUUGGACAUUCUUGAUGUCUGGGCUACGAUGGGCCCCAAAGGGAAAAUUAGGGAAGAGGCCGGAAAGUUACUCACUGAGGAACUUAAAGAUAGGCCGGUUUUCGAAGCUGAUGAUCAGUCUGCUAUGGUUUAUAUUCUUGCGACCCAGAGGGAAAUGUGGGGGAAUAAGGUUUAUCUUGAGAGUGCUUAUUAUUUGCACGGUUAUUGGGGUAUUUUGGUUGAUAGGUAUGAAGAGAUGAUUGAGACUUACCAUCCGGGUCUUGGGGAUCAUAGGUGGCCGCUUGUGACUCACUUUGUCGGGUGCAAGCCGUGCGAAAAGUUUGGGGAUUUUCCGAUGGAAAGAUGUUUUAAGCAGAUGGAUCGUGCUUUCAACUUCGGGGACAAUCAAAUCCUGCAAAUGUACGGGUUUACGCACAAGACGCUUGCAAGUAGGAGGGUGAAGAGAACUAGAAACGAGACAAGCAACCCUCUUCAGGUUAAGGAUGAACUUGGUUUGCUUCACCCUGCAUUCAAAGUUCUUAAGAUAUCGUCUUCUUGAGGACCCACGGAGGUGGUGCAUCGAAAUCAAAGAUGGAGGUGCCCUUACAGUAUCAUAUUUCUUUGUUCAGUUUCUACGUAGAGUCCGUAAAUAAGUUUUUAUGGAGGUAAAUCUGAACCGUUCAAAAGUGUUUUGAACAAUCCGGAUUGUAAACAAACUUUUCCGGGGAAGAGUUGGAAAAGUUUGUUUAAAAUUCGGACCGUCCAAAACAGUUUUGGACGGUUCGGAUUCACCCCGUUGUUAACAACUCUUCUAAGUAAUGGCUUUGGCACUCCACUUUAUGCAUAUCA